This is a messenger RNA of Pantherophis guttatus, 2222 nucleotides long. The record is from RefSeq and is a predicted model, not a curated record. Lineage: Eukaryota; Metazoa; Chordata; Lepidosauria; Squamata; Colubridae.
CAUCCCUUUCCCAACACUCUCCUGCCCCCCUCCUGCUUCUCAAGCUUCUUCUACACCUACCUGUGUGUUAUGUCCUUAUAAGGACAUCCGUCCGGAUUGGCUGCAAGCCUCGGGCGGGAAGUUUGAAUAGCUGUCUUUGGGGCAGUGCGUCUGCUGGAGCGAAUAUAAGGAGAGCUCCGGCAGCACAGCACCAGUCUUGCUACUGUUGCAAUAAAGUUACUAAAUGUAUCGAGCUGGUCACGUCUUCUUUCCCUGCGCCUGAUCUAACACUGGCGACGAAGGACUAGAGAAGAGAACCUGAACAAGACGCGUGGCACGAUCGCCUAACCGAGCUGAAGUCACCCAACCGCGGCAUCCUACAGAAUGGCAAAUCCGCAAGCACCAAUCACGUCGCUGAAUCCAUUCGACCUGGCAAGAGAGAAAUGGAGGUCGUAUAUGGUCAGAUUCUGGCAAUUCCUCCGAGGAAACAGCUAUCAGAACCUCGACGAUGAACGCAAGAGAGCCCUCUUCCUGGCCCACUGCGGUUCUGACGUCCUAGAGAUGGCCAUCGACCUCAUGGCGCCCAGAGAUAUUGGGGAGAUGUCCUGGAGUGACCUGCAGGAAGUCCUACAGGAACACUACGCACCCACAGGCACCCCGAUUGCAAACAGAUUCACCUUCCAGCAGAGGAGUCAAUGGGAAGGUGAAUCCAUUAAAGUGUUCGUGGCCGCACUUCGUCAAAUCGCUGCCAAUUGCGAAUUUGACAACGUUGAUAAUGCCAUCCGGGACUGCAUCGUCUUCGGGAUGUGGGAUGUGGGUCUCCAGAAGAAAUUCCUGAGCUGCAAGAGGAUCCCACUCAAGGAAGUCCUUGAAGAAGCCACAGCCGCUGAGACUUCUGAGAAAGCAGCUGCCGCAAUGGUGAAGGCGAGGGGGAUCCACAAGAUCCACAAGUUGGGCCCAAAUUCCUCAGAUGACUCUGCCACGCCAUCCGAAUCUGAUGAGGAAAUGGCCGUACACAAGGUUUCCCGCCCCCCCAGGCGGGAAAAUCCCCAACAUGGCGACCGGGGGGAACGCUGCGGCAGCUGCAAAGGUGACCACCCUAGAGCAAACUGCAGAUGGAGUGACGCGACCUGCCAUCGUUGCCUGAAGAGGGGACACAUAGCCGAAGCAUGCAGAGCAGCAGAUCCAGCCCCGGAACCACCCAGGCCAAGAUUCCGCGAAAAUCGCAAAGACACCCAGAGGACAUCCAAACGGUCCUCGAACCAGUCCAGGCACGGAGACGAUGAAUAUCCUCACAACAGAGCAGUGCACCAAACCACAAUCGCCCACACAAGCGACAACGGUGCCACUAAAUUCAACGUGACACUGUUGGCAGAGGGGUCACCGUGCAUAAUGGAAGUAGAUUCAGGCUCCAUCUACUCCAUUAUGGACUGGCAACAUCUGAAGCACCUGAAGCCAGCCUGUGAAAAGAACCAGUUAAAGCCCCUGAGGUCGAGGCUCAUGGACUUCAGAGGAAACCCCAUCGGUGUCCUGGGCAGAACCACACUCCACAUUGCCUUCAAGGAAUUCCAAGGCAACCUUCCCAUCACAGUCGUGGAACACAGCCGCCCGAACCUGCUGGGAGUGGAGUGGUUCAAGCCACUAGGGUUAUCAAUCGGAGGCAUCCAUCAGAUCCAGAGGGACGAACUCGACAAUCUCAUCGAAGAGUUCAAGGAAGUCUUCGAUGAAAGCUACGAUUGCUGAGCCACUCCACCGCCUGCUGGGGAAAGCGGCUUCUGGAAGUGGGACCAAGAGGAGGAAGCAGCAUUCCGGGCCAUCAAAAGACUGUUAACAUCCAAAAGCAUCCUCAUACAAUACAAUGAGACGCUCCCAAUUAGGCUCACCUGCGAUGCAUCACCCAACACAUCACCCCGCAUGCCACCACAAGAAAAUGCCCGGCGGAGCUGUUGAUGGGCAGAAGACUCCAGUCACCACUGGACAGACUGCACCCCCAAUACGACUCAGAGGUACCCGCAACUGCCAGCCGCCAACUUCGCACCUUUGCCAUAGGAGAUCCGGUUUUUGCUUUGAAUUUUCACGGCUCUCCAAAAUGGCUGAAGGGGAAGAUCGAGAGCACAACCGGUCCGAAGUCCUAUUGGGUAGAGCUGGAAGAUGGACAGGUCUGUAGACGUCACAUCGACCAACUCCGGAAGAGGUGGAAGGGUGUGGGGGAAAACCAGCCCGACGAGGUAGGCUUGCAACAC